CUCUCCCUCCCCCACAGCGUAGCGGCGCGCGAGCGGGCCGGGCGGGCGGCCGAGUUUUUCAAGAAAUAACUUCACCAAGAUGUCCAGUGAUAGACAGAGGUCCGAUGAUGAGAGCCCCAGCACCAGCCAUGGUAGUUCAGAUGCGGACCAGCGAGACCCAGCCGCUCCAGAGCCUGAAGAACAAGAAGAAAGAAAACCUUCUGCCACCCAGCAGAAGAAAAACACCAAACUCUCUAGCAAAACCACUGCUAAGUUAUCCACUAGUGCUAAAAGAAUUCAGAAGGAGCUAGCUGAAAUAACUCUUGAUCCUCCUCCUAACUGCAGUGCUGGGCCUAAAGGAGAUAACAUUGAUGAAUGGAGAUCAACUAUACUUGGUCCACCAGGUUCUGUAUAUGAAGGUGGUGUGUUUUUUCUGGAUAUCACAUUUUCAUCCGAUUACCUAUUUAAGCCACCAAAGGUUACUUUCCGCACCAGGAUCUAUCACUGCAACAUCAACAGUCAGGGAGUCAUCUGUCUGGACAUCCUUAAAGACAACUGGAGUCCUGCUUUGACUAUUUCAAAGGUUUUGCUGUCGAUUUGUUCUCUUUUGACAGACUGCAAUCCUGCGGAUCCUCUGGUUGGAAGCAUAGCCACUCAGUAUUUGACCAACAGAGCAGAACAUGACAAGAUAGCCAGACAGUGGACCAAGAGAUACGCAACAUAAUUCACAUAAUUUGCAUGCAGUGUGAAGGAGCUGAAGGCAUCUUCUCACUGUGCUGCAAAUUUUUAUAGCCUUGACAAUACGGACUUCUGUGUAUAUGUCAUACUGAUUCUACUCUCUGCUUUUAUCCUUUGGAGACUGGGAGAGUCCCCAAAAAGGUAAAUGCUAUCAAGAGUAGAAGUUUGUAGCUGUAUAUUAGUUAUGUUUAAAAUGCCUACUUGCAAGUCUUGCUUCUUUGGGAUAUCAAAAUGUAUUUUGUGAUGUACUAAGGAUACUGGUCCUGAAGUCUACCAAAUAUUAUAGUGCAUUUUAGCCUAAUUCAUUAUCUGUAUGAAGUUAUAAAAGUAGCCGUAGAUGACUAGGAAUUAUGUCAUUUGUAUUAAACCCAGAUCUAUUUCUGAGUAUGUGGUUCAUGCUGUUGUGAAAAAUGUUUUACCUUUUACCUUUGUCAGUUUGUAAUGAGAGGAUUUCCUUUUACCCUUUGUAGCUCAGAGAGCACCUGAUGUAUCAUCUCAAACACAAUAAACAUGCUCCUGAA
Molecule: messenger RNA, 1238 nt
Organism: Diceros bicornis minor
Lineage: Eukaryota; Metazoa; Chordata; Mammalia; Perissodactyla; Rhinocerotidae
Product: ubiquitin-conjugating enzyme E2 E3-like
Exons: 1
Coding region: 80-703 (207 amino acids)
Biological process (GO): protein polyubiquitination
Cellular component (GO): nucleus
Molecular function (GO): ubiquitin conjugating enzyme activity
Source: RefSeq, a predicted model, not a curated record